AUGUUUCGUCUAAGGGCAUAUUCUUCAUGCGCCAUUGGAUUCCAUGUUUUUUUAAACACUAGGCGUUCACUAUCAAUCGAGGAGUCAGCAGAGCGAGAAAAGGAAAGGACACUAAGAGAAAAAGUUCUUGCGAGAUAUCGUGGUACGAAUUUCCCGGAAUUAGUCAAUAUUCGCUAUGGGCAUUUCGCAGAAAAAGAGGGUGCGACGCGCUCUGCUGCGUCGCAGGCUUAUCGUGCGGUAAGUCAGGACCGCUUCUUUGGACAAAAUGCCUCAAGUGGUAGGCAGGGUGUGGACUGGUUUAUGCUUUUUACGGGAUUAGCACUAUUUUAUGUGUCAUCUAAAAUGUUGUUGCAGCGUCUUUCAGGCACUUCCUUGGAUGGUGCAAGCGUGCCCUUAUGGACUGCAAAUCCAGAAACACAGGCCAAAUUUUUGCUUUUUUCUCUUCAAUUUGACCCCAAUAACCGUGAACAAAUCCAGCAAGCGUAUCACAGCGUUCGUCAAGCGUAUCCGUUCACGGAUUUUUUCCAGUGGUUGCGGGUUCAACACCCCGAAUAUGGCCAAGGCAUCGUUUUCAGCUAUGAAGCAGCCGUCAACUCUCUGGUUACUAUUAUUUCCAGUGGUGAUUCUUGGGCACUCAUGAACUUGGCUCGUGGGUUCCAAAAUGCUCUUAAAAAGCGCAAUACCAACUCGGCACAAAGAAUCGAUGAUUUUUUGACGGAUGUGGGAGCUUUGGCUGGCGCUCAGUCUCCAGGAAGGUAUUCAAUGCUUCCUGGGUACGCACCACCACAGCCACCUCUCCAACCUUUGCAGUUGCAUGGGGAUGAACCAAUGAACAUACAGGGCGCAAUUGAAUCUCCUCCCAGCGAGAGCCACGGUUCGGUUCCCUUUCAGUAG
Molecule: messenger RNA, 894 nt
Organism: Trypanosoma cruzi
Lineage: Eukaryota; Euglenozoa; Kinetoplastea; Trypanosomatida; Trypanosomatidae
Exons: 1
Coding region: 1-894 (297 amino acids)
Source: RefSeq, a predicted model, not a curated record